Drosophila guanche is the source of this 3336-nucleotide messenger RNA. It is a transcript of the gene RecQ5, whose product is annotated as ATP-dependent DNA helicase Q5. Gene Ontology annotation, molecular function: 3'-5' DNA helicase activity; four-way junction helicase activity; ATP binding. The transcript has 5 exons. Lineage: Eukaryota; Metazoa; Arthropoda; Insecta; Diptera; Drosophilidae. Gene Ontology annotation, cellular component: chromosome; cytoplasm. Bases 86 to 3130 code for a protein of 1014 amino acids. Gene Ontology annotation, biological process: double-strand break repair via homologous recombination. The record is from RefSeq and is a predicted model, not a curated record.
AAUUUCGCGGUCACGCUGGCGACGACUUUGUUUUGUGCAAAAAAAAGCAUGUUUGAAUAAAAGCGCUGGAAUACCCAAAUUGGCAAUGACGCAAGAGAGCACCGUGUUCGAGGAACUUAAGAAGCACUUUGGGCACACCAAGUUCAAGUCGGAGCUCCAGGAGAAAGCCAUAAGAUGUGCCGUGAAAAAAAAGCAGGAUGUGUAUGUAUCGAUGCCCACGGGUUCGGGCAAGUCACUGUGCUUCCAGCUGCCCGGACUCAUGUGCGAGAGCCAGCUAACGAUUGUUUUUUCGCCCUUAUUGGCCCUAAUUAAGGAUCAGAUCGAUCACCUGACAAAGCUGAAAGUGCCCGCCGAUUCGCUCAACUCCAAGAUGACACUCAAGGAGAGGGACAGAGUUAUCAUGGAUCUUCGUGCAGUCAAGACCAACCUCAAGUUCCUCUAUAUCACACCCGAACAGGCGGCUACAAAGUUUUUUCAGGAGCUGCUGCAAACUCUCCACAAGCACAAUAAGCUGGGUUACUUUGCCGUGGACGAGGCACACUGUGUUAGCCAGUGGGGCCACGACUUCCGACCCGACUACCUCAAGCUGGGGGAGCUGCGGUCCAAGUACCCGGACAUCGUCUGGCUGGCCCUCACGGCCACCGCCUCCAGGGAGGUACGCGACGACAUCUAUAAGCAGCUGCGACUUCACCAGCCCGUGGCCCAAUUCAGCACUCCCAGCUUCCGGAAGAAUCUCUUCUAUGACAUUGUCUAUAAAAACUCCAUCGAGGACGACUUCCAGCACCUUGCCGACUUUGCCCAGCACUGUCUGGGCGACGUCAAGGAGUUUAAAGCUAUGGCCAAGCCACAGCGUGGGUGCGGCAUCAUCUACUGUCGCACCCGAGAUCAGGUAGAGCGUGUGGCUGUGGGUGUAUCCAAGCAAGGCAUCGGCGCCGUGGCUUAUCACGCAGGCCUGAAGACCGCAGAGCGUACGUCCGUGCAGGAGGCUUGGAUGCGGGGCGACCAGCCCAUCAUCUGCGCCACCAACAGUUUUGGCAUGGGCGUGGACAAGGCCAGUGUUCGUUUCGUUAUCCACUGGGAUGUACCGCAGAAUGUGGCCGCCUACUACCAGGAGUCGGGCCGAGCUGGACGCGAUGGCAUGCAGUCCUACUGCCGGCUCUACUACGGCCGGGAGGAUGUGCGCAGCAUUCGAUUUCUUCUCCAGAACGAUGUGCAUCGAGCGCGUGGUCGAGGCGACAAGGAACUGCUCACGGAAAGGGCGCUGAAACAGUUCGAGAAGAUCUCGGAUUUUUGCGAGAAUACUGGCUGCAGGCACAAACUGUUUGCGGAUUUCUUUGGGGAUCCUGCGCCGCAAUGCAACGGACAGUGCGAUGUCUGCAAGCGGCCCAAGAACGCGGAGAAGGCCCUGGAGAUGUUCCACCGCCUGUGCAUGGAUGACGCCUUCAAGUCGCACAUUUCUCUGCAGGACUGUGCAGAUCUAUAUGAAGGGGGUCGAGCGGGUGUUAAGCGUGCAGCCAAGGACUAUGCCGCCGGUGAGUCUGGCUCCGAUGACGAUUCCGGCCAGAGCCACUCGUCGAUGGCCAAGCGGGCCAAGAAGGAAGCAGCGGACUUCAUACAGCAGCAGUUUAAGCUGCGAAAACAAAUCAGCGCUGCCCGCCAGCUGGAACAGGAAAAGUGUGCACAAAUUGCUCGGGUGCAUCACGCCGAGGCCACGGAGAAGAAGAUCUCUGGCCUCCAGCACACCCAAAGAGAAAAGUAUCUCACGGCCAUCAUCGAUGCCCUCAAGGCGAAUGUGGAGAAGUGCCAGGAGGACGAGGAACAGCAGCCCCGGAGCGCCCUCCGGUACAACGACUAUGAGGCCUUAGCUGUCGAGAUGGAGUAUGAGGUGUUCCGGCAGCAGAAAGUGGCGAACAUGUAUCGUCAUGCCUUGGUUAAGCAGAUUUCCGUCAUUAAGCAGCUGACUGGGAAGACCAAACUGAUGCCCCUGCUGGCUGACUACGUGCCCAAGCCUCAGACUACCGCGAAAGGUGCCUGGACGGGCGGCAGUGUGGCCUACUUCGAACGAAAACUGAAAGAAUUGGAGGAGCAAAAGCCGCUGAGCCUCCAGGAAACACCCAAAGCUCUGAAGGAGAGGAAAGGCUUCAAACAGGAGAACAGUACGCAGACCUCCAUUGCCAGCUACUUCAAGAAGGUGAAAGAAGAGGUAAAAGAAGAAACACUGAUGGAAGGUGCAGAGGAUACACCGCAGGAGCCUUUGGCUGUGAAACAUGAACCAGGAACGGAGGAAGAAACGGAGAAGAGUUGUGACAAAAGUUCAGAGGAAACAAUAGCUCAAGAGAGCCCCAAGUAUAGGGCCGAAGUAAAAAGCAUCGUUGGCGAUGCCAAUGGCGAUGGCACCUUCGCUACCCAUCGCAGAAAACGAGUCUCCCAUGAGCUGACCAAAGAGAAAAAGCCUCCCAAACCCGCUCCCCCCUCUCUGCCACUGUUUGCUUCGAAGGAGGAAAGGGAACAAGCUCUGACCGCCUUCAAGACAGCUCGCCAAGCUCUCGAAGACAAGCUGGAAAAAUUGGAAAGAAAAACAGAUAUCCUUGGAUUUAUUGAAGCCAAACAAACGGUGGACAGCGCCCAUCUAAAAGAAGCCACUUCUGAGCUACUGAGACCAGUGAUGGAGAAGCAAAGGCGAAAAGACAAGAUUGCAUCUCAAACAGAAAUAAAAUUGGAAAAUAAUUGCACAAGAGAAAGCAGAGAAAUUAAUAAAGAUCCAACGGUUGUGGAAAAAAAGUCAAAAGAAGCUACAUUUCAAGGAGGAGGGCCAAAGGAGAUAAUCUCCGAGAAAAGAGACCAAGAGGAGCCGAGACACCCAAAUAGAAAAGACCAGAAAACGCCAGUUAUGCAGCAAAAGAACGAUGUAAGCAAGAAUGUGGUACACUGGCUAAAUCCCUACUACAAGCGAAAAAUAGCCAACAAGGAGCUCUUCAAGGCCCUGGCCAAACUAAUCACUAGCCGCAUCUGCGACGGUAGUCUAGGCGAUGGAGAUGCUGGCAAAUGCUACAUCAAGGAGACCUUUCAUGGCCUGCAGAUGAUUAAAAACGAUCAGGACAUUGAGCAAUUUUUCAACCAGUCAAAAUAAUUUCCUAUUUUGGGAACCAAAUUAAGGGUUCGCAUCGGAAACAUUGCCGCGAUUCAAUCUUGUUAAGAAUCAUAGUUCAAAACUCGUUUUUUUGUCGUUAAUUUGUUUGAUAAUUAAUAUUUGUAUAUCAUAAUUGGUUUGGACGAGUUUUUUGUAAUUUCCGAUUCAAGAAAGCCAUGCGCAGAUCUGUAUUAUCCUGCCUGCAA